AUGUCCUCCACCCACGAGGCGUUCAGCCUUCCCACCUCAUCACCCGGCUUUCACCCCCAUCCAGACGCAUUCAACGGAGACUCAUUAAGCACGCCGACGUCUGCUAACUCCUCGUAUUCAUACCCACCACAGACGUCCCCCGGCAUAUAUGACAUCGUUCCUAAUAUCUCACGUUCCAGGCAAUCAUCAUCAAUCCUUCCUCUUCAUAGCGCGUCCCUUCCACCACUACCACCUUACCCUCCCUUGGCUGAUACCUGGAAUCGGCUACGCACGUGGCUUUCCAGAGAAUACCCCGAACUAGGUGACACCCUCAAUUACGGUAUCUUGCCCCAGGACCUAGCGCAGAUUGAGAUGUCAUUUGGUUUCGCGCUUCCGCCAACAGUUCGCGAAUCUUAUCUCUGUGUGGACGGCCAAGAGGCCGAAUCCGCCGCAGGAUGUUCAGAAGGUCUCUUCUUUGGGUUGACUCUGUUACCUUUGGAGGAUGUUCUGGAGGAGUGGAGGUUCUGGAGAGAAGUCGACGAAGACCCAGCUACUGGCGCAAACGAGCAACUACGGCAGGUCAUGCAGUCGAUACCCUCAGGCUGGGUUAGGAAGGAGUACUCGUCGCGAGGAUGGAUCCCACUUGUCGCAGACAAAGCGGGUAAUUACCUUGGCGUGGACAUGCAUCCUGGAGAAGGCGGCACGGUAGGUCAAGUAAUCGUCUUCGGACGUGACUUUGAUACCAAGGUAGUAAUGUGGAGAGGUGACGGUGCGGGCGGCUGGGCGAAGUGGCUGGCGCACUUCGUAGACGAGCUGGAAAGCGGGGAGGGUUACGAGCUCGGUUCCAGCAGCGACGGAAGUGAGGGUAGCGAAGAUUCUGUUGGCUAUGAAAGCUACUUCUUCGACGGUAUCGGUGGCGGUCAGGGUGAUGGGGGAGGCGAUGCGGGCACUGGAGGUCUGCGUUUGACUGGAGAGUACAAAGGGUGGAACGUUCUGGAAGCUUGGGCAGAUCGCAGUGUACGGAGGUGGCAAGAUGCUGGAUUAAUAGCAUCGGAUCCACCACUGUUACCAUCGGGGAAGGGCAAGGUUGGGCCUGAUACACUCUCGCUUGACCGUCUACAGAUCGCUGCUUCCGCGAGCUCUGCGGCAGAGGUACCUAUUCCUGUCCUCUCCGAGACCGAGGAAGAAACAUCAGCGCUCGCAACCCCGCUCGGUAAUGCGACAAACAAGAGUCAUUACGCGCCUCGACAACCGAUACCUACGAUUUCGGUCACAAAGCCUCCAGCUCCAUUACCCGUGGAUCUCCCCACUCCGACUCUUAUUGACCCGAUGUCAUCUAUACCGGGCACUUCUGACUUGGAAGCAGGCGGAGACGUGAUCAUGCCGGAGAUUGUUGAAGACCUUCAUAGUACCUCUGCUUCACGACCGGAAGCUUCAAGACAGUCCACCGCUUCCACGAUUGUGCCAUUUACACCGGCGAGCAGAUCUUUAACCGACUCCCCCGAGCCAAUGGUGCCCAGUCAGCCUGCUACUGCUGCUGUACCGGCCAUCGACUUACUCGCUAACUCCGCACCGACGUUGCAAGGUGCCUUUGAUCAACCACUGAACCCGUCAACCGACACAUCUCCCGAUCAUUCUACCAAGUCUGAGGAGGAUUCCCCCGUAAUUGUGAACGCAGAAGAUGCCCGGGCGCAGAGUCCUGACCUGCCCAUCAAACUCGUGGGCGGGGGUGGCAUCUCGGGUGUCAUUGACGAGUUGUCACAGAGCGAUGUGGUGCUCGUAGAUGAGUCAGAGGCUGAAGUUGCAUCCUCCCAUCCAAAUGACUCUACGGCAGCCUCAAGCAGUAAACACGAGAAAAAGAAGAGCAUAUCUUCCGGUCUGAAGAAGAUCGGUCAGCUUGGAGGCAAGCGGAAGAAGGACUCUGUUUCGUCGUCGAAGGGAAGUGGUUGA
Molecule: messenger RNA, 1929 nt
Organism: Sparassis crispa
Lineage: Eukaryota; Fungi; Basidiomycota; Agaricomycetes; Polyporales; Sparassidaceae
Product: KNR4/SMI1 -like protein
Exons: 3
Coding region: 1-1929 (642 amino acids)
Biological process (GO): regulation of fungal-type cell wall biogenesis; cell wall biogenesis
Cellular component (GO): mating projection tip
Source: RefSeq, a predicted model, not a curated record